Molecule: messenger RNA, 1040 nt
Organism: Cylicocyclus nassatus
Lineage: Eukaryota; Metazoa; Nematoda; Chromadorea; Rhabditida; Strongylidae
Source: the annotation of a GenBank genome assembly
UCUACUCGGUUGAUUUAGCAUUUCAGCCUUUCAGGUGAUGGCUUCCCGCGUCAACAUUUGCUCAGUUGAAAUACUGGACAAUCCAUCUACGUUCACUGCACAAUUCAAACUCGAAAUCACUUUUGAAGUCUUCGAAUACCUCCCUCAUGACCUCGAAUGGGAACUGAUUUAUGUCGGUUCAGCCAAGUCAAGUUCCUAUGAUCAGGUUCUUGAUUCAGCACUUGUUGGACCUGUGCCAGAAGGCAGACAUAAAUUUGUUUUUGCGGUAGACGCUCCGGAUCCAGCAAAAAUCCCCAUUCAAGACCUUGUUGGGGUUACCGUAUUACUCCUCAGAUGUAAAUAUAAUGGGCAGGAAUUUAUAAAUCUGGGAUGGUUCGUGUCUAACGAUUAUGAAGAUCCGGAGCUGAAAGAGAAUCCACCAGCGAAGCCGAUUAUUGAGAAACUAACUCGUACGGUACAAAUAGAUGACCUUCGUGUAACCUCAUUCCCAAUAAAAUGGGAUGAGAAUCAACCUGAUGAAUAUCCACCCGAGCCAGAACAGGCUGAAAUAGACGAAGCGGAAUUGCUUCCUCUUGAAGAUGUCGACGACGAGGAGGAGAAACAAGAGGAAGAGGAAGAGGGCGAAGGUAACGAGGGCGAUGUCGAUUUGGAGCAGAGUAUGGAGAAUGAUGAGGCAAAGGAUGAAGACGAAGAGGAGAAGAUCGAUGAAGCAGAGGUUGAUAACGAAGGUGAAGGAGACGAACAGGAUAAAGCUGCAGAGGAUGUGGAAAUGACCGAAGAUACGCCGGAAAGUUCAGGAAACACUUCAGCAGCGGAAAAUGUCACCGAAACCGAUUCCACGAGCAAAGAGGGUAAAAGCGAGGCUAAAGAAGCUGGUGAUGCCCCAUUUUCUGAUGUAACAAAUGAUGCACAAGUAGCUCAGUAGGCUAUUUCGCCAUUAUGCGUUCACUUCCGGUACAGUACAUGAUACGGUCUUUCUUUUGAGAACCUAAUCGCUUCCAUAUCAUCACUUAUUCCAUCAUAACGCAUCACAGGAUUCG